AUGGCUUCCACUUCUACUCCAUCACAAUCUCUACACCACCACAUUACUGCAAACACAAACUUCCCAUCAUUUUCAACAAACAAACCAUUCCAUAUUACUUAUUCAUUUUCUUUAAACAAAUCUUCACUACGUGUACAGUCCUCAAGCACUGCAAAGUAUAAUGAAGUGGUGGUGGAUGAAGAAAUGGACAAGAUUAGAAGGCUACAAAAUGGAUCCGACGUUCGUGGGGUCGCUUUGGAAGGCGAAAAAGGUCGACCAGUCGACCUAACUCCGCCAGCCGUGGAGGCCAUUGCAGAGAGUUUUGGAGAAUGGGUUAAGAAUGGAUUGGAGAAAGAAAAGGGUAGACCGGUGACAGAUGUGAAGAUAUCACUCGGACGGGAUCCAAGAAUUUCGGGUGCAACAUUAAGUGCAGCUGUUUUUGCAGGUCUUGCUAGGGCGGGGUCUGUGGCAUUUGACAUGGGACUUGCGACCACACCAGCUUGCUUUAUGAGUAUAUUGCUGCCUCCAUUUAUGUAUGAUGCUUCUAUAAUGAUGACGGCAUCUCACUUGCCAUAUACACGAAAUGGGUUGAAAUUCUUCACCAAAAAAGGAGGUUUGACGUCACCGGAGGUGGAGGAAAUAUGCGAUAUAGCUGCUCGGAAAUAUGCCAACAGGCUUGCGAAGGUAUCGAGCGUGCUUCAGACCCCACCGAUGAGAGUCGAUAUCAUGAGCACAUAUGCAGCUCAUCUCCGAGAUAUCAUCAAGCAAAGAGUCAACCAUCCAUUGCAUUAUGACACUCCUCUUCAAGGAUUUCAGAUAAUUGUAAACGCUGGAAAUGGAUCGGGAGGGUUCUUCACUUGGCAUGUCUUAGACAAACUUGGAGCUGACACCUUUGGCUCUCUCCACCUCAAUCCGGACGGGAUGUUUCCCAACCACAUUCCCAACCCUGAGGACAAAACUGCAAUGGCCUUAACAAGAGCAGCCGUGCUAGAAAACAAUGCUGAUCUUGGCAUUGUUUUUGACACAGAUGUUGAUCGAAGUGGUGUUGUUGAUAGCGCAGGCAAUCCCAUAAAUGGCGAUAAACUGAUCGCCCUCAUGGCUGCUAUUAUCUUGAAGGAACACCCAGGUACCACUGUUGUAACUGAUGCGCGUACAAGUAUCGCACUUACUAGGUUUAUUAAUGAAAGAGGCGGACACCAUUGUUUGUAUCGAGUUGGCUAUAGGAAUGUGAUUGACAAGGGUGUCCAGCUUAACAAGGAUGGAAUUGAAACACAUCUUAUGAUGGAAAUCUCUGGUCAUGGUGCCCUCAAAGAAAACCAUUUUCUCGAUGAUGGUGCUUACAUGGUAGUAAAAAUUAUAAUUGAAAUGGUAAGGAUGAAGCUGGAGGGAUCAGAUAAUGGAGGAAUUAGCAGUCUCAUAAAAGAUCUUGAAGAGCCAUUAGAAUCUGUAGAGCUAAGAAUGAAUAUACUCACCGAGCCAAGAUAUGCAAAGGCCAAAGGCGUGGAGGCCAUUGAAACGUUCAGAGAUUACAUUGAGCAAGGAAGAAUACCAGGGUGGGAAUUAGAUUCCUGCGGAGAUUGCUGGGUUAGUGAAGGCUGUCUUGUGGACUCCAACGACGCUCCAGCCGCCAUUGAUGCCCAUAUGUACAGGGCUAAAGUUACUGAGGGUGAACAUGGACAAUAUGGUUGGAUACACCUCCGGCAGAGUAUUCAUAACCCAAAUAUAGCAGUCAAUUUGCAGUCCACAAUUCCAGGAGGCUGCCAAUCCAUGACAAUAGAUCUAAGAGAUAAGUUUCUACAAGCCAGUGGGUUGGAAAAAAUUCUUGACAUAUCUCAGAUUGACAAGUUCGCGAGGAACGGGAAUAUAUAA
Messenger RNA from Fraxinus pennsylvanica, 1848 nucleotides. NCBI's taxonomy places the organism in Eukaryota, Viridiplantae, Streptophyta, Magnoliopsida, Lamiales, Oleaceae. The record is from the annotation of a GenBank genome assembly.